Cricetulus griseus (Chinese hamster) is the source of this 1749-nucleotide messenger RNA. NCBI's taxonomy places the organism in Eukaryota, Metazoa, Chordata, Mammalia, Rodentia, Cricetidae. The record is from RefSeq and is a predicted model, not a curated record.
ACUCGAGGCACCAGGGGUGGAGGGGACAAGCGGCAGUUGGUGUAUGUGUUCACCACGUGGCGCUCCGGUUCGUCCUUCUUCGGCGAGCUCUUCAACCAGAACCCUGAAGUGUUCUUUCUCUACGAGCCUGUGUGGCACGUGUGGCAAAAACUGUACCCCGGGGACGCGGUUUCCCUGCAGGGGGCAGCGCGGGACAUGCUGAGCGCUCUCUACCGUUUCCAGUUGUAUAGCCCCGCUGGCAGUGGGGGGCGCAACCUCACCACUCUGGGCAUCUUUGGGGCAGCCACCAACAAGGUGGUGUGCUCCUCGCCACUCUGUCCCGCCUACCGCAAGGAGGUCGUCGGGCUGGUGGACGACCGCGUGUGCAAGAAGUGCCCACCUCAACGCCUGGCACGCUUCGAGGAGGAGUGCCGCAAGUAUCGCACGCUGGUUAUCAAGGGUGUGCGCGUCUUCGAUGUGGCUGUGUUGGCGCCGCUGCUUCGAGAUCCAGCCCUGGACCUCAAGGUCAUCCACCUGGUGCGUGAUCCUCGUGCGGUUGCCAGCUCCCGUAUCCGCUCGCGCCAUGGCCUCAUCCGGGAAAGCCUACAGGUAGUGCGAAGCCGGGAUCCCAGAGCCCACCGCAUGCCCUUUCUGGAGGCUGCUGGCCACAAGCUGGGUGCCAAGAAAGAGGGUAUAGGUGGGCCAGCAGACUACCAUGCCCUGGGCGCAAUGGAGGUCAUCUGCAACAGUAUGGCCAAAACGCUGCAGACAGCCCUGCAGCCCCCUGACUGGCUGCAGGGACACUACUUAGUGGUGAGGUACGAGGAUCUGGUAGGAGACCCGGUUAAGACCUUACGGAGGGUGUAUGACUUUGUGGGGCUGCUGGUGAGUCCCGAAAUGGAGCAGUUUGCCCUGAACAUGACCAGUGGUUCAGGGUCCUCCUCCAAGCCUUUCGUGGUGUCAGCUCGCAAUGCCACUCAGGCCGCCAAUGCCUGGCGGACCGCGCUCACCUUCCAGCAGAUCAAACAGGUGGAGGAGUUUUGCUACCAGCCCAUGGCAGUGCUGGGCUAUGAGCGGGUCAAUAGCCCUGAGGAGGUCAAAGACCUCAGCAAGACCCUACUUCGGAAGCCCCGGCUUUGAGAGGGGUUCCCAAGAGAUCUGACGCCCACUGGAGACACCCACAAAGAGGAUGGUGUUGUGUUUAAACAAACACAGCCCAGACCCAAGCUGAGGAAGCCCACAUAUUCUAUUAUAGAUAUAUAAUAUAAAUAACCACACAGGCACUUGCUGUCAACGUUUUGAGUCAGUGAAUUUCAAAGAACAGCCUCAACACACGCGCACAUGCGUGCACGGUCACACACACACACACACACACACACACACACACACACACACACACACACACACACACCUCAGAAAAAGGCAAGACUUGAAAGUACUGACAAAUUGCGUGCCCCCUGCCUCUUCUCCCUCUCCCCUUCUCAUCCUCUCCCCCUUCUUUCCUCCAUAUUGAAGAGGAAUGUUGCUAAAUCAAGUUCCAGUAACCCAAAUCUUGUUUACAAAUUUUUUGUGGUAUCUGUGAAUGUGUAAGAUUAAUUUGGAUGUGGGGUGGGGGUGGGUGGAGAAGGGGGAAGUGGUCCCAGAGCAGAAAGCCCCCACACGGGCUGGUAAACCAUGGAGGCAUUCUUCAAAAGUAGACUUUUGUGUAAACAGCAAAGGUUACAUGUGAGUAUUAAUAAAGAAGAUAAUAAAUGAUAUUCUUUUUUUUAA